UGGCUGACACAUAGCCAAUACUACCCAAAAGAUCCCAAUCAUUACAAAAGAUCACAAAAUACUGUUCCUUACGGCUAUGGACCGAAGGGUAAACUUCUAGACUAGUUCAAGUAUUUCCACUAGAGUUAUUCUUUCCCUUUGACUUCCUCUGAUAUGUCUUAGGAAAAUAACAGACCCUAUCAGUUCCUUUUUGUGGUUUCUACUUCAGUCUUUAGUGUUAUCAUUCUUAUCUUUAUUGUGCUGAGCUUCCUGUGUCACCUUGGAUUUGUACGAUCUGUCCAGUCCUGUAAGAAUCAAGAAUGUUUUGAAUUUUCUGAAAUUUUAGCUCUAUGAUAUUUCCUCUCUCAACUUUUCUCUAAUCAUUGUGUUUUGUCAUAAUAGUAUGAGGAAACUGGGAAAGUCGCUGACUCAAUGCUUGUAAAUACUGCAUUAAUGCUGGUGUAUGUUAGCAAGUUUUUCUGGUGGGAAGCUGGAUAUUGGAACACAAUGGAUAUUGCUCAUGACCGAGCGGGUUUUUAUAUUUGCUGGGGCUGCUUGGUGUGGGUUCCAUCUGUUUAUACAUCUCCUGGAAUGUACCUUGUCAACCAUCCUGUAAAUCUUGGCACUCAGCUUGCAAUCUUUAUUCUUGUGGCUGGCAUUCUCUGCAUAUACAUCAACUAUGAUUGUGAUAGGCAAAGACAAGAAUUUCGUCGGACAAAUGGGAAAUGCUUAGUCUGGGGAAAACCUCCAUUAAAGAUAGAGGCCUCCUAUACCACCACGACUGGUGAAACAAAAACCAGCCUUCUUUUAACAUCCGGAUGGUGGGGUUUAUCUCGUCAUUUCCAUUAUGUCCCAGAAAUACUUUCUGCUUUCUUUUGGACAGUUCCUGCUCUAUUCAAUCACUUUUUGCCCUACUUCUAUGUGAUAUUUCUUACCAUCCUUCUCUUUGAUCGAGCGAAAAGGGAUGAUGAUCGGUGUAAAUCCAAGUAUGGUAAGUACUGGAAAUUAUAUUGCAACAAGGUGCCUAGCAAAAUCAUUCCGGGAAUCUACUGAAGAAGGAUGCUGAUUAUUGCAAUGUUUGGUACCUGAAGUGUUUUCUAGAAAAGAAAUAGGAAAUGUACCUGGAAAGAAAAUGAGAUAGGUGCAUUUUUUAUUUCCUUCUUAUAAAAUAUUUUUCUGCAUACCAAACAUUACAUAAGGGUUUUUACUUGGACCUUAACUUCGUGGCUUUUUUGCCAUGUGUACCUAUUUUGUCUUGAUGCCCUUGUUUCCCAUACUUAAUUUAAAUGCAUGGGGGAUUUCAUCCCUAAGACGGUCAUCAAGCCUAGUUUUAAGCAUGUGUUCUAACUUUCAAUGAUUAGUUGUAGUCUUUUU
This is a messenger RNA of Prosopis cineraria, 1353 nucleotides long. RefSeq names its product 7-dehydrocholesterol reductase. Gene Ontology annotation, cellular component: endoplasmic reticulum membrane. The transcript is spliced from 7 exons. Gene Ontology annotation, molecular function: oxidoreductase activity, acting on the CH-CH group of donors, NAD or NADP as acceptor. NCBI's taxonomy places the organism in Eukaryota, Viridiplantae, Streptophyta, Magnoliopsida, Fabales, Fabaceae. Gene Ontology annotation, biological process: brassinosteroid biosynthetic process; sterol biosynthetic process. Bases 412 to 1032 code for a protein of 206 amino acids. The record is from RefSeq and is a predicted model, not a curated record.